CAACAUGAACAGCACGGCCACAUCUUUAGCUCCAUCACAGGCAGCUGUAUGUGGCGAUGGGCUCGCGGCUUGAGAAGAAGUCGACUCUCGUCCGCAAGCGCAUAGAAGGGCACGUUUUCGAGGAUGAGGAAGGCGAGGAGUAUGAGGCGUCCAAGUUCGGCGGGUUCCCAGAAUACUUCAGGCGCAAGAAGAUUAAGCUCCAGAAUAAAGAUGCCGUUCUCAGAGCGCAAUCUGCAGAUAAACCGCAGAUCUUUAAAGGCGUAGUAUGCCACGUCAACGGCUAUACACAGCCUUCAUUGAAUGAUCUGCACACGCUCGUUGUGCAAUAUGGCGGUGGUUUCAUUCAGUAUCUGGAUGGCAAGACGAUGGUGACGCACAUCAUCGCUUCUCAACUCACGCCGAAGAAAAAGGAAGAAUUCAAGCGUUACCGUGUUGUGAAACCAGCCUGGAUUGUCGAUAGCGUCAAUGCUGGGAAGCUACUCCCGUGGGAUGCCUAUCGUGUUGUAGACGAAGGUGUAGGCCAGAGAGUGUUGGCUUUCGAUAAUGGAAACGUUGUAAGUCAGCUCAACCGCAAGCUGCAGACAUACAAGGAGCAGACUGAUACCAGUUGGUAUACGAGCCAACUCAAGGGUCAGGAUGCUACUACGUCUGGCAGCUUUCGUAGGCCACCUAGCUUCACCCAAACGGCAACGCCACGGGACGAUGUUGAGGAUGCCGGGCAUCCUGGUCUAGAGAUUACGAGCUCGAUCGAGCGAGCACUUGACGACGUGCAGAGCGAAGAAGAUGAGGAAGAUGAGGAAGUCAGAGUUAGCAAGCCCGACUGUCCGCGUGACCUACUUGAAGUGAAGACCGAGCUCGAGACGCCACCUCUGUCGAGCCCACCGCUAGGGGUGCCUGACGAUACACAUAAUCAACCUCUUGUGGAUGGCGGAGAAAAUACCAACCAUAAUGCUACCACUCUGCGACCACGGCAAGGCUCUCAAGAGCCCGACUACUCAAUGGCUGUUGUCCGAGACUCCGAGAUCCUGCGAUCCGUCUCUCCCUCAAAGCUAGCCACCAUGACCGCUGAGGAGCACAAUGCGCUUCUGCUUUCAGAUCCUCGCAUUCGAAAGUCGACCGUCGUCCACCCAGACUUUCUCGAGCAAUACUAUCGCGAAUCUCGCCUACACCAUCUCUCAACCUGGAAAGCCGAGCUCAAAUCUCAGCUCCAAGCACUCGCAGCUGAGAAGUCUGCGUCCCAGAAACACAAGCUGAAAAAGCUGCCGGGUCAACGACGCUAUAUUAUGCAUGUCGACUUCGACUCCUUCUUCGCCGCUGUAUCACUCAAGAAGUACCCUCAGUGUAGAGACAUGCCGGCCGUAGUUGCGCAUGGUGGGGGAUCCGGUUCUGAGAUUGCGAGCUGCAACUACCCGGCCCGCAAAUACGGCAUCAGCAACGGCAUGUGGAUGCGGCGCGCUCAAGAUCUUUGUCCAGAGGUCAAGAUCCUGCCGUAUGACUUCCCAGCUUACGAAGAUGCAAGCCGCAAAUUCUACGAUGCGAUCAUGGCUACGGGCGGCAUUGUACAAAGUGUGAGCAUUGACGAAGCGCUAGUGGACAUCAGUGCCAUCUGCUUCACCGAAAGCGGUACAGACGGCGUCAAACGGAACGAAGGCGCUGUGCAUCGCGAACAGCGGAAGGCCGACAUGGUUGCACAAGCGCUCCGUGACGAAGUGCUUGAGAAGACUGGCUGUGCGGUAUCUGUAGGCAUUGGUAGCAAUAUACUGCAGGCUAAGGUGGCGCUGCGCAAGGCCAAACCCGCGGGUCAGUAUCAGCUGAAGCCGGAAGAAGUGCUCGACUUCAUAGGCCAACUUGAGGUCCAGAACUUACCCGGUGUUGCGUGGAGUAUCGGUGGCAAGCUUGAAGACAUAGGCGUUAAGUUUGUCAAAGACAUCCGCGACCUGACGAAGGAGAAGCUAGUCAACGCUCUCGGACCGAAGACGGGUGAGAAGUUGUGGGAUUAUGCUCGUGGCAUUGACAAGAGCGAGGUUGGGGAGCAGGUGGUGCGCAAGUCUGUCUCAGCGGAGGUCAAUUGGGGAGUUCGAUUCGAGAACCAGGAGCAAGUGGAUGAAUUUAUGCAUGGUCUUUGUGGCGAGCUGCACAAGCGACUUGUUAAGGAGCGAGUCAAGGGCAGACAGUUGACGAUGAAGGUUAUGAGGCGCGCAGCGGAUGCGCCGAGAGACCCGCCAAAGCACCUUGGGCAUGGCAAGUGCGAUACGUACAACAAGAGUAUGCAGCUUGGCGUAGCAACGAACGAUGCCACGGUAAUUGCAAAGGAAGCUAUUGCAAUGAUGAAGUCAUUUGGUGUCUCGCCUGGCGAGCUGAGAGGCAUCGGUGUGCAGAUGCAGAAGCUAGAUCCCAUCAAGUCGAACGGCGAGAGCGCUGAGCUGGGCAGCCAACGGAGGCUACACUUCAAGUCUGGCCAAGUGCCUAAGACCGCAGCAGAAAACGAGGCUCCAGAAACGCUCGAUGAGGACCCUAUUCAAGACGAUGCGCGGAUACCGGAAAGGCAGCGAACACCAGAGGCUAACAAGCCCAGCGUUCCGGGCCAGGCAGUCAAUGUCAGCACAUCGACGAAAAGGGCUCUCAACACACUUGGCACCCAGUUCAUCCUUCCCACGCAGGUCGACCCAAGCGUUCUUGCUGAGCUGCCAGAGGACAUUCGGUCGAAGCUGGCUCAGCACAUCAAGCCCGCCGCCGUCGGUCCACACCGGCCGAUAGUGGACGAGCAACUACCAUCGAAGCCCAUAUCGAGAGCGCAAUCCCCGGUUAUUGCAUUACCAAAUCAGUCGCAGCUCGAUCCGAGCAUAUUGGAAGCCCUCCCAGAAGACGUCCGGGCAGAGUUGCUGGGCUACUACAAAAGCCCCGGCAACCGUAAACGUGUUGAACAAGCUUUGUUACCGCAAUCGCCUCGCAAGCUCCGUGUACUACCGCCGACCAAGCAGCCUCCGAGGAAGAAACGUGGCGGUGGGCUUUUCGCGGGCCGUGCAAGGAGCAAUCUAAAUGCGGCGGGUGCCUCAACGUUGACACAGUCGAACUUCAUAUCCCGACCCGCAGUUAGGAGUGCUCGUGAAGACGGCGGCGCGACCACCACCGACACGGAAGCCGAGCCAGACGCCGUUGACCCUGAAUUUCUUGCUGCGCUGCCCGAUGAUGUUCGCCAAGAAGUCUUGCAACAGCAACGCAAUGCCCGGCUUGCGCGCGCCGGCGGCAUUGAUCUCACGCUCCAUCAGCGUCCUCGAGCCCUGAAGCGAAAGCAGAAGCUGACUUCUGACGAUGAUGGGUCACUUGCUCGCUUUCUGCAGCUCCCGGCCCGGCCGGCUAAACCCACUUUCACAAUGCGAAAGCUUUCUGAUCUGGCAGAUCUGCGUGGAGCGGUGAAGGCGUGGUUUGUUGAGUUCUCCGAUGAGGGGCCGUACGAUGAGGAUGUCGAUGCCCUGACGAGAUACUUGAGGGAGGUGGUGCUCGUGGAGUCCAACAUGGCGAAGGCUGUUGCUGUGACUAAGUGGAUGACCUGGCUGGUCGAAGAAGCGGAAGCCUUGGAUGAGCAAGUGCGGUGUGCUUGGACCAAAGUGCUGGAGAGGGUGAAGGGUGCGGUACAGGACGCCGUCAGAGAACGAGGCUUGGAUUCUGUUGAUUUCGGAUGAUUGUUGCUGCUUUUAGCGAGGUGUUCCGUGGAUCACCUGAGUGAUGAGAAAUCGUGAGAUAUUGUGUUUGCAAUAUCUCAGUCGGCGACCAUUAUUGUUGAGGUCAGAGUGAGCAUCUUCCCGCUCGGUUGCUCGAGCGCCUCCACUACGGUAGCUAUCUGAGUUUGUAGAAACGGCAGCUCCUGCUCGCUUGCAAAGUCCACAGGUAGAGUAAGGAAGUCAUUACUCGAAUACCUAUGCUCUAAGGU
Baudoinia panamericana UAMH 10762 is the source of this 3931-nucleotide messenger RNA. RefSeq lists its product as uncharacterized. Gene Ontology annotation, cellular component: nucleus. Gene Ontology annotation, molecular function: DNA-directed DNA polymerase activity; damaged DNA binding; deoxycytidyl transferase activity. The transcript has a single exon. NCBI's taxonomy places the organism in Eukaryota, Fungi, Ascomycota, Dothideomycetes, Mycosphaerellales, Teratosphaeriaceae. The record is from RefSeq and is a predicted model, not a curated record. The coding region runs from base 57 to 3683 and encodes 1208 amino acids. Gene Ontology annotation, biological process: error-free translesion synthesis; error-prone translesion synthesis.